AUGGAUUCCAGGAGAGCCUUUGAGGAACGACGCCUAGAUUCCAGGAGAGCUUCUAAAGAACAUCUCGAUUCCAGGAGGGCUUCUGAAAAACGUCUGUAUUCCAGGAGAGCUGAAGAACGUCUAGAUUCUAGGAUAGCCUCUAAAGAAAGACGUCUAGAUUCUAGAAGGGCCUCUGAAGAACGACAUCUGGAUUCCAGGAGGGUUUCUGAAGAAGGUCUAGAUUCCAGGAGGGCUUCUGAAGAACGUCUAGUUUCCAGGAAGGCUUCUGAAGAACGUCUAGUUUCCAGGAAGGCUUCUGAAGAACGACGUCUAGAUUCCAGGAGAGCCUCUGAAGAACAACGUCUGGAUUCCAGGAGAGCAUUAGAGAAACGGAAUUCCAGGAGGGCUUCUGAAGAACGUCGUCUAGAUUCCAGGAGAGCUUCUGAAGAACGACGUCUGGAUUCCGGGAGAGCAUCUAAGGAACGUCUAGAUUCCAGGAGAGCUUCUGAAGAAAGUCUAGCUUCCAGGAGGGCUUCUGAAGAACCUUCCAAGAGAGCUUCUGAAGAACGACGUCUGGAUUCCAGAAGCGCUUCUGAAGAACGACUUCUAGCUUCCAAGAGAGCCUCUGAAGAACGACGUCUCGAUACCAGAAGAGCCUCUGAGGAACGUCUAGAUUCCAGGAGAGCCUCUGAGGAACGUCUGGAUACCAGGAGAGCCUCUGAAGAACGACGUCUAGAUUCCAGGAAGGCUUUUGAAGAACGGAGAGCCUCUGAGGAACGUCAUGAUACCAGGAGAGCCUCUGAAGAACGACGUCUAGAUUCCAGGAAGGCUUUUGAAGAACGGCAUUCCAGGAGGACAUUUGAAGAACGUCUUGAUUCCAGGAGAGCCUUAGAGAAACGGAAUCUGGAUUCCAGGAGGGCUUCUGAAGAGCACAGUCUAGAUUCCAGGAGGGUAUCUGAGGAACGUCUAGAUCCCAGGAAGGCUUCUGAAGAACGUCCAGACGCCAGGAAGGCUUCUGAAGAACGACGUCUAGAUUCUAGGAAGGCUUCUGGAGAACGACGUCUAGAUUCCAGGAAGGUUGCUGAAGAACGACGAGAGCCUCUGAGGAACCGUUUAGAUUCCAGGAGAGCUUCUGAAGAACGACGUCUAGAUUCCAGGAGGGCAUCUGAAGAACGUCUUGAUUCCAGGAGAGCCUCAGAGAAACGGAAUCUGGAUUCCAGGAGGGCCUCUGAAGAACGACGUAUAGAUUCCAGGAGGGUAUCUGAGAAACGUUUAGAUUCCCGGAAGGCUUCUGAAGAACGAUGUCUAGAUUCCAGGAAAGCCUCUGAGGAACGACGUCUAGAUUCUAGAAGGGCUUCUGAAGAACGACGUCUGGAUUCCAGAAGGGCUUCUGAAGAACGACGUCUCGAUACUAGAAGAGCCUCUGAGGAACGUCUAGCUUCUGGAGAACGACGUCUAGAUUCCAGGAAGGCUUCUGAAGAACGACGUCUAGAUUCCAGGAAGGCUUCUGAAGAACGUCUAGAUUCCAGGAGAGCCUCUGAUGAACGACGUCUAGAUUCCAGGAGAGCCUCUGAGGAACGAUGUCUAGACUCCAGGAGGGUAUCUGAAGAACGUCUAGAUUCCAGGAGAGCUUCUGAAGAACAAUGUCUAGAUUCCAGGAGAGCUUCUGAAGAACGACUUCUCGAUUCCAGGAGAGUAGGCUUGAGGUUGAAUAAGCUCGAUUUCUCGACUCAUAAGAUUCCCGACCAGCCGGAUACAAUAACCUUCUCUACCAAGCAUGGAUCUCUCAGUAUCAUUGAAAACGGAAAGGAAGAAUGGAAUACCAGUGGCAUGGUGGUGAAGGGACUCUGGACGGGUCUGGCAACACUCGCUCUCUACCACACUCGCCACGCUCCGAUCUCCAAACUCACUUCCUGCUGAUGGGCUACACGUCCUCCCCUCCGCUCUAUAAAAAACAUUCACUAUGCAUAAAACGGGAGUUUGAGUAAUCUAUAAUUACCUCGUCACUUUGCUUACUCACAAUCACCUGACGAAAUAAGACUUUAAGUGAUAUGUACCAUUUCAUCCCGACAUUAUCCAAAAACAACUCGAAGACGACUCCGAAUGACUGCAUUAUUUUAGAGAUAUUGACACAGAAACUCAUAUCAAUACAGUAAUCAUAUAUGCCUGUUAAAGGGAAGAUUCUGUAUUCUAGGUGCUAAGGAAAAAAAUAAGAGGAUUAUUUUAUAUAAGCAGUUACAUAACACUCACACGCACACACACACACAUAUGUGUAUACAUACAUAUAUAUGUAUACACACACACACACAUGAAUACAUACAUAUGGACAAACAUGAAAAAUAUGUAACUUUUCCCCAAACAUUAUGUGUAUGUUACUAUCUGUGUAAAUGCCCAAUAAAAUAUGAAUUCAAA
Molecule: messenger RNA, 2391 nt
Organism: Penaeus chinensis
Lineage: Eukaryota; Metazoa; Arthropoda; Malacostraca; Decapoda; Penaeidae
Product: caldesmon-like
Exons: 8
Coding region: 1-1899 (632 amino acids)
Source: RefSeq, a predicted model, not a curated record